This is a messenger RNA of Paramecium octaurelia, 785 nucleotides long. Lineage: Eukaryota; Ciliophora; Oligohymenophorea; Peniculida; Parameciidae. The record is from the annotation of a GenBank genome assembly.
AUGUUGUGUUGGCAGAACCUAUUAAAUCAAAAAUAGUUAAAUAUGUAUUUACAUCAAAAACCGUAACAAAUAUUUAAAAAUAAGCCUCAUAAUCAUCCUCCUGACAAAUAUUAAUUAUAAAAUUAACUGUCAAAAUAUUCACCUAUUGUGCCAACCUCAAGCAGCACUUAAAUUUUACUCUUUCGGAGCUUCAUUAUGAGAAAUUACCCCCCAAGAAUCAAUUUUAGCCAGUAUGCAGAAUAAUAAAGAUAAAUAAAUGAAAGAAAAGAAUAGCCAGCCUAUUUUAGAAUAAGAUUAAAUUGUGAAAAAUUAUUUGGAAUUGAGUUUGAGAAUAAAUAAUAUCAAAUUCUAAAGCCCUUAAAACUUACCAAAAUAUUUUCCUGUAAUCUGUAAAGAAAAUGUGAUGAUUAUUCCACAAUGAAAUAAUUUAUUUAAGUGAAAAUAAGAAAAUUGAACAUGGAAUAUAUUGACUAACUAAAUUAAGGGAAUUAGAAAGCUCUAAAUGAUUUCUAACUAGCACAAUAUUUAAAAUCAGUUAGCAUCAAUGACAUCUAGAAUAGAGGAAUUUGAAAUGAUCUAAUUAAAGAAUUUUCUAAAGUAAAGCUCACAUUUCUAUACCAGGCUAUUAAUUAUUUAAGUUCUACAAAAGGCUUAAAGUGUGAAUUUAUUUUCGAUAGAAGACUGUUACGAUAAACAUGCUAUUAUUUCAUUCUGAUUGUAUCUGGGAGGUGGACCUAUCUAGAGCUAAAUAUUCUAAAGAGCAAGAAAUAGAUAAUAAGACCGCU